Calidris pugnax (ruff) is the source of this 1387-nucleotide messenger RNA. RefSeq names its product up-regulated during skeletal muscle growth 5 homolog (mouse) (gene ATP5MK). NCBI's taxonomy places the organism in Eukaryota, Metazoa, Chordata, Aves, Charadriiformes, Scolopacidae. The coding region runs from base 148 to 327 and encodes 59 amino acids. The record is from RefSeq and is a predicted model, not a curated record. The transcript is spliced from 4 exons.
GGGCGGGGAGAACCCCCUCGCCGCCGUGGGGUCGCAGCCAAUCGGCGCUGGCUGCGCUCAGCCCCUCUCCGGCCGCCAUUUUGUGGGAGGGCGCUGGCGAAGGGCAGAGCGCGGCGGCGGGACGGCAGCGGCUGAGGACAAGCAGCCAUGGCUGGCCAUGACUCGGGAUCUCAACACCAGUUCACUGGAUUUCAGAAGUACUUCAAUUCCUAUACCAUCACAGGCAGGAGGAACUAUGUAAUAGCAACAUACACAGGUGUUGCAAUGCUCGUCUUGUAUUUCAAGCUUAGGCCUAAAAAGAAAACUCCUGCUGUGGCAGAUAAGUAAAUGGUUGCUGGCAUGUCUGAACCUCCAAUCUGUGUCACUGUAAUGGAAGCUGAUGAUCUGUUAUGGCUAAUAAAAUAAUUACUUGUUCUAUUGGAAAUAUGAAAUGGUUGCAAAAAAGCAUAAAUGUGGCUUUUUUUUUUUUUCUCUGUCAAAACCAGUUACUUGUAGUGGAGAUGGAGUAGCUGAUUCCUGUCAUUACUAUCUUAACUCUUUUGCUGUUAAAACAUCCUAAAGCUUUCUGAGCACCCGGGAAAGACCUGAGCAGUGUGCCCAUAAUGCCAGCACAGAGCUUACAACCCAUCAAAGCACCUCCACACGUCCACGUCCCAGUGGGUAACAAUAAGCUUAUGUGGUUUGCAGUCACCUGUUUGCUCCCACUUUUUGCAUUCCAAGCUGGUAGUGUACGCGGAAGCCGUGACUUCUUCACAGUUAAGACAACACAUAGCACAACUUCUGCCUCAGUUGUCUGUAUUUUGCAUAGAACCUGUUUGGUUUUGAUGGAAAACCUCCCAGAAUAGACUGAUAAAAUUACAGUAUUUGAGCUUUUACUGUCACUGGCCUCUCUUGCAGAGGUGACUGCCAGGAAGAAAAUGGCAGAUAUUAAGCUCUCAUAAUUCUGUGUGUUCAUAAACAGUGACUGAAGUAUUCGGGUCCUUAUUCUUCCUGGACGUAGCCUCUUAAUAAAUGAGGUGUUCUACCCCAGUUAGAUACAUACAUCCCCCUCCCUGCCCAACACUAACAUUUUUCCAUGGUGUUCUCCACAGCAUCUUUCAAUAUCUCAAUUAAAACUGAGUACCUUGCUUAGAUGUCCCGUUGAUGCAGAUAUGAUUAUAUGGCACUGUGCUUUGUGGAAGGGUGCCAGCAGCAGGGGUUGAACGCAGGACUUCUGAUGCUAAAGCACGUGAAUACACUUCCCAAACUGAGGGCAGCCAGGGGUAGCCAUGGUUACUGAAAAAAAAAAGAGAUAAAUAACAGUCUUUGUGCUCUCACUCUCGUUCAUGUGUUCUUAGAGCUAUUUGUACACGCUGGGCCUUCUGAAUAAAUUUAGUCUUCUUCCUCU